This is a messenger RNA of Chara braunii, 3391 nucleotides long. The record is from the annotation of a GenBank genome assembly. NCBI's taxonomy places the organism in Eukaryota, Viridiplantae, Streptophyta, Charophyceae, Charales, Characeae.
CGAGACAACUCCAAAGUUUGACGGGCAGGAGAUCUUCUGCGACUCCAUCAAGACAGAUCCAAUUCCAUGGUUCCGCAGGUUCGAGCUCACGCUGCAGCUACACAACGUCAAAGAACACAAACACCACUAUACUCCCGCUCAGGGGGCGCGUGCCAGGCUUGGUUGGACAACCUCUUGUCCAAGUACGGAGUGGUAGCUGCCGACUUGCACACCAAGAUCAGUUGGGAUGAGCUGAAGGCGGCGUGGCACAAGCGGUUUCAGGUUGAGCCGCCGGAGAUCAAAGCUAUGGACAAGCUCAUGCUCUUCGAACAAGGCACGCUGCCGAGUACCGAUUGGAUCGCCGAGUACAAACGCUUGCAAGGCCGCGCAGAUCAUCAUUACGAACAAGGAGCCGAAGAAUCUGCGUUCGUCUGCGGCAGGCCCGAGCAGCGACCAGCAUCGGCCAAGAGUGGCCGUGACACCGGUCUGCCCAUUGAAAGGCAAGGGCAAACAGGGAAACUGAGCACCGCCGAGAGUGACUCGACAACACUCUCGACGCCUCCGGAACCAGUUUCUUUGCAAGUAACCGGCCUUCAUUCCGAGUCGCACGCGGAAGUCAAUAGUCCUCCUCUUCUACUUUCUUUUGAGGACUAUGCUGCCCGGCUCGUUCCUACGCUGGGUACUCAAGCUCAAGGACAAGAAGUGUGUGCGGUUUCUGCUCCGUCCGGCAGCGGCGACAAAUCGUCUUCAAGUGGUGCUUCACAGGGUUCAGCGCGCGAGUUCAACAUAGAGGUAUUGGACCCGCUCACGUCCGAGGACUUUGCAUGGCUUCCUCUCCCGACCACAGGCCGCUUGCCGGGACCGCAAUGCGCAGCACUAUGCGCUCAUCUCCACACUUACUUAUCCUUCUAUGCACCACCAACUUCGCCGACGGGAGACGAAGUCGCGGUGGGGGACAUCCUUGCGUAUACUACCAAGGUGGCCCGCGAGUUUCGCACGCAGCGGUACGAUGACAACAACGCACCGCUCAUGUAUGUCCGCAUCCAGGUUGGGCAAGCGUCCUGCAGCGCUUUGCUGGAUAGCGGCGCGUCUCGCAAUUUCAUGAGCCAAUCCUUUAUGCAAAGGGCUGGCCUUGCUGCACAAGUUCGGAGGAAGGCAAACCCGACGGCGAUCAAGUUGGCGGAUGGGAAAACGCAGCGACUUCUCGACCGUUACAUCGAGGCCGUACCGGUCUACUUUGCACCUCAUGCAUGCGAACCGGUGACAUUCGAUAUUCUUGACACGGACUUCGACAUCAUUCUGGGAAUGCCUUCGCUUGCAAGUGCGGAUGACACUGUCAACUUCCACAGGCGGACUCUUAGCGUUCGCAACACCUUCGGCGCGGAAGUGGCGGCGACUUGCGCUUACGAGCAGCCCGAUGAGAUCGGCCUAUGUUUCCUACAGACCGUCGCGGUAGCCGACGCUUCACCCACGGACUUGUCUUCGGACCCCCGGGAGGUGCGGUUGCUGGACGAGUUCGCAGACAUCUUCGAGUCACCUACCGGUGUGGUGCCAGAUCGGCCGAUCUCUCACGAGAUCAUUCUUGAGGCCGGUGCCGUGCCGCCGAAAGGUUGCAUUUAUCGCAUGAGCGAGGAGGAGCUUGAGGUCCUCCGCGCACAACUCGACGAUUUGUUGGCUAAGGGCUGGAUCCGCCCUAGCAGCUCCCCAUAUGGAGCACCGGUUCUCUUCGUCCGGAAGAAGAACAAGUAUAUACGAUUGUGUAUCGACUACCGCAAGCUCAACGCGCAAACCUUCAAGAAUGCGGGGCCUCUUCCUCGCAUCGACGAUCUUCUUGAGCGACUGGGGGGCGCAAAGUAUUUUUCUAAGUUGGAUUUGAAAUCGGGAUAUCAUCAAAUCUCGAUCCGGCCGAACGAUCGCUACAAGUCUGCGUUCAAGACGUGGUACGGGCAUUUUGAGUGGGUGGUCAUGCCUUUUGGCCUCACCAACGCCCCGGCAACCUUUGAAGCGGCAAUGACCAACGAGUUUCGUGCAAUGUUGGACCGGCUCGUGCUGGUCUACUUAGAUGAUAUUCUCGUCUAUAGCCGGACAUUGGAGGAUCAUCUUGGGCAUCUUCGACAAGUGUUGGAGACGCUCCGCUGCGCCAAGUACAAGGCCAACCGCGACAAGUGCGAAUUUGUCCGGCAAGAGCUGGAAUACUUGGGCCAUUUUGUCACACCGGAGGGGAUCAGUCUGCUAUCGGACAAGAUUCAAGCCAUCCAAGAGUGGCCGGAGCCUCGGAACGUCACAGAUGUUCGUUCGUUCCUUGGCCUCGCCGGCUACUACCAGCGUUUUAUCAAAGGCUACUCGAAGAUCGCAGCCCACUUGACCAAGCUUCAAUGCGAGGAUUGGCCGUUUGACUUCGGAGAGGAGGCGCGGGAAUCAUUUUUGGCUCUCAAAGCCGCACUAUUAUCUGCGGAGGUCUUGCGGAUAUACGACCCGCUUUUGCCUACGUGCGUCACUACGGAUGCAUUAGGCUAUGGCAUUGGUGCAGUCCUUGAGCAACAUGAUCGUGUGGACUGGCACCCGGUCGAGUAUUUCAGCAAGAAAGUGCCCGUCGUGCAUUCCAUUGACGAUGCACGCAAGAAGGAUCUCCUCGCCUUCGUCCACGCGCUCAAGCGGUGGCGGCACUUCCUCCUUGGUCGAAGCCAAUUUCGAUGGGUAACGGACAACAAUCCGUUGGUCUUCGACAAGACCCAGGACAACGUCAACAGCACCAUCGCUCGAUGGAUGACUUUCAUCGACCAGUUCGACUUCUUUCCGGAUCACAUUCCCGGGAAAUCGAACCGUUUUGCGGAUGCUCUUUCACGGCGUCCGGAUCAUUGUACCGCGGUCUACUCAACCUUCGAGAUCGACGAUGACCUGCGGAACAGCUUCAUCCGCGGCUACCAAGCCGACCCUGAGUUUUGCGACAAGUACGCGAAUUGCUCCUCUCCUAAUCCGGCGCCUUCUCACUAUCGGAUCCAAGAGGGGUACUUGCUUGUCCACACGCGGGGGAAGGAGCUUCUUUGCGUACCAAGUGAUACUCACUUGCGUACACGGCUUCUUGGCGAGUUCCACGACGCUCCCGCCACCGGACAUUUUGGCGUCAAUCGCACGAUUGGCCGACUCCGCGAGCGAUUUUGGUGGCCCGACCUUCUCGGCGACGUCACACUCUAUUACGAGUCAUGCGAGAUUUGCCGACGCUGCAAAUCCCGCAAUCAUCGUCCGUACGGCGAGUUACGACCACUACCAGUCCCGUUGAGGCGAAGGGAAGCGAUUGCCAUGGACAGUACCGGCCCGUUCCCCAAGCACAAGACCGGAGUGGAUGGGAUUCUCACGGUGGUCGACCAACUCACCAAGUUCGCCAUGUUUUUGCCUUGUCGCUAAGGGGAGC